This is a messenger RNA of Nannizzia gypsea CBS 118893, 1020 nucleotides long. RefSeq lists its product as hypothetical. NCBI's taxonomy places the organism in Eukaryota, Fungi, Ascomycota, Eurotiomycetes, Onygenales, Arthrodermataceae. The record is from RefSeq and is a predicted model, not a curated record. The coding region runs from base 1 to 1020 and encodes 339 amino acids. The transcript has 4 exons.
AUGCCUGUCCAUCGCCCGCGGCAGGCCCAGCGCAUCAACCAGCUGUUCAUCCUGGUGUCCAUCACCACCGUCUUCGCCCUCUACUUCCUCUUCUUCAGACAGCCGCCGGUACGAACCCAUGGCAUGUCCGGCUCGCAGCAACCGCAUAAGCAGGGAGCGCAGAGCUCGCAGCAGCCUGAUGCAGGCAAGCUAGCGACGGCGUCGAGGGAGCUGGUCGUCGCCAGCGUCAAGGCCGAUGAUACCGCGUGGAUACGAGAGCAACUCGCGGACUGGAAGGCGAAUAUCUACAUUGCCGACGCCGAUGCAACGAGCAAUUCGGGCCUCUCUGUGCCUGUGAAUAAAGGGAGGGAGGCCAUGGUGUAUUUGACGUACAUUAUAGAUCGAUACGACCAGCUGCCGGACUUUAUGAUAUUCAUGCACGGCCGGCGGUACCAGUGGCAUAACGAUGACCCAAUAUACGACGGAGCUUCGGUGAUACGCAAACUACAGCUUCAGGCUGUGGUCAAGACGGGAUAUGCGCCACUCAGGUGUACCUGGAUACCAGGCUGCCCCGUCGAACUACACCCGCUGAAACCCGUGGAUGAAGGCCCUAUCGUCCGCCAGCAGACCGAGCUCGCCUUUGCAACCGUCUUCAGGACUAUAUUCCCCGGUACCGAGGUGCCUGCGGAGGUGGGUGCGACAUGCUCGUCGCAGUUUGCUGCCACACGGGAGCAGGUCAUGCUGCGGCCCAAGGCUGACUAUGAGCGUAUUCGCAAAUGGCUGGUCGAGACUGACCUGCCUGAUGAUAUCAGUGGGAGAAUCAUGGAGUACAUGUGGCAUAUGAUCAUGCAGAAGAAACCGGUAUACUGCCCGCCAGCCGGGGAAUGCUACUGCUUCACGUUUGGUCUGUGUGAGCUGAAGUGCACGGCAGCCAAGUGUGAGAAGCAGUACGUCCUACCUACCUAUGCAGCUGUCCCUGAUGGAUGGCCGGCGAAGGGUGGAGGUGAGAAUGGAUGGCCCAAGCCAGACUGGAAUCAAUGA